GGGCUUCUGGAGAAGAAACGACAGCCGUGAACCCAGGUACGUCUCUUUAUAAACUGCGGGGCAUGGCAGCUCCACGAUAGCGCUGGAGUGCGGUGGUCUGGGCGGUACUAGAUGUGAUAGAACGACGAAAGCCAGGCCCUUAUGCGGAAGAAGAGGCCUGGCGAGCAACGAGUCCGAUGCAUAAGGCAGCGGGAGGAACCCACGUAUUUGUUGCCAAAUUGGUGUGACAGCUCGGAAGGUGUUGAUAUAGGAGAAAUCGUUAGCAGUAUCCCAAUCCAACUAAGCAAAAGCAGAACCCGCCUUCUUACCUUGGGAGAAGAAAAAGUGGUGAAGCCUCGUCCUCAACAGAAUAAUCGGAAUCGAAUUGUGCGGUGUCUCCCCUUAGGAAAGAAGAGCAACCGCACGCUGCGCAUUGCACUAAAGUGUACGACCACAAGCUUCGUAACGGCCCUCCCAGAGGAAACCUGGGAAGAAGAAACCAACCUUCGCGUCGAGAGACACGAAGGCAGGUCAUCCCCCAGGCCCUGCUUUUCUGAUGCCAAUUACAGACGCGCGAUGGCGCCAAGCCGUCACCGGCAGGGCUCGCUACCCAUCAAGAUACCCAAAGGGCAAAAAGAUGGACGAGCCAAUAGUGAAGCCGAUUCUCCGAAUUUCUCAUAUGCCUGUGCUCGAAAGCAUUGAAAGUACCGCUUGCGCAGGCUCUCCGUUUGUAGCAUAGAAGCGCAGCGUUGAAAAGGACG
Molecule: messenger RNA, 740 nt
Organism: Canariomyces notabilis
Lineage: Eukaryota; Fungi; Ascomycota; Sordariomycetes; Sordariales; Chaetomiaceae
Exons: 1
Coding region: 142-681 (179 amino acids)
Source: RefSeq, a predicted model, not a curated record